Molecule: messenger RNA, 1209 nt
Organism: Tripterygium wilfordii
Lineage: Eukaryota; Viridiplantae; Streptophyta; Magnoliopsida; Celastrales; Celastraceae
Product: transcription factor bHLH47-like
Exons: 5
Coding region: 270-1001 (243 amino acids)
Molecular function (GO): protein dimerization activity
Source: RefSeq, a predicted model, not a curated record
UAUCCAUAACGUCGAAACGUAAGUGGUUUGCCACGCGCCUUCGUGUGUAAUCGCUUCUCCCCUUCCAACUUAACCAGUUUUUGUCCGGCAAUCAGAAACCCUAACCUCUUCAAAUCCUCAAAUUUCUCUCAAGAUUGGAUGGUUUCGCUCCGCUCUGUUUUGUAGCACUUGCACUUCGAUUUCGAAUCCAUUUUUGUUCUUCAAAUCCUUCUGAGUAUUUUGUAGGGAAAUUUAAUCCAUAUAUAUAUAUAUAUAUAUUAUAUUCUGGCAUGGGUUCGGAGGAUCCUCCAAGUCUAAUCAAUGAGGCCAAUGUUCCAGAGGAUGUAUCCGAAGACAGGUCUUGUCAUAGCAAGAACAAAGGGAAAGUGCCCAAAAGAAUUCAUAAAGCUGAGAGGGAGAAAUUGAGACGGGAGCAUUUGAAUGACCUCUUUCUUGAUCUGGGUGGUGCACUUGAACUGACUCAGCCAAACAAUGGAAAGGCCUCUAUACUAUGUGAAGCCACUCGACUUCUGAAGGACUUGGUUGGUCAGGUCCAGUGCCUGAGAAAGGAGAACGCAUCACUUUUGUCUGAAUCUCACUAUGUGACUGUUGAGAAGGGGGAGCUGAUGGAGGAGAACUCGGCCCUCGAAAGUCAGAUUGAGAAACUGCAGGCAGAGGUAGAAGCAAGAGUGGUGCAAUUAAAUUCAGACUUGAAUAUACCUCUUGAAUAUCAACAACCAGAACUGAGACCACAAUUCCCUGGAGAAUGUCUUGGUUUACCAACUAUGAAACCUGGGUUGCCGCAAGCUCCUGCUGUUUUUGUUGUUCCCAUUUGUCCUGAAGUCCCAUCAUCCUUCACUGCCUAUACACCCGUCUCACAUGUGAGCAAACCACAUGCCAGGUACCCGGACUCAACUGAUUCAUGGCCUCUCCGAUUUCUCGGGGAUCAGCCGAGUGCUGGAAAAGAAUUUCAACAUAAGUCUGUUCCUAUUUCUGGAGAACACGUCGCUGAUAACUUGUAAGUUUAAAUAAUGUCUAUGUUUAGUAAUUUGUAACUGCACUUCCUCCUUUGUUCAUGAUUUAUUGGUAAACGCCACUUUGGGAGAGUACAUAUGUUGCUUGGUAGUUACUGGUAAAUAUAUAUUUCUAUGUGAAUUAGUUGGUAUGCACUACUCAUCUGUCAUUGGAUUUACUAAUUUAUCCAAUGAAAGAACCUUUGCUGCAUAAUAA